Messenger RNA from Cervus elaphus (red deer), 2041 nucleotides. RefSeq names its product cytochrome P450 2W1. Gene Ontology annotation, molecular function: oxidoreductase activity, acting on paired donors, with incorporation or reduction of molecular oxygen, reduced flavin or flavoprotein as one donor, and incorporation of one atom of oxygen; heme binding; iron ion binding. The transcript is spliced from 9 exons. The record is from RefSeq and is a predicted model, not a curated record. Gene Ontology annotation, cellular component: cytoplasm; intracellular membrane-bounded organelle. Gene Ontology annotation, biological process: xenobiotic metabolic process. NCBI's taxonomy places the organism in Eukaryota, Metazoa, Chordata, Mammalia, Artiodactyla, Cervidae. The coding region runs from base 395 to 2041 and encodes 548 amino acids.
GGGACCGGGCUCCCACAGCCCCCAAGGGGCACACCGUCACUCUGGCAAGCUUGCUGUUGGGCUCUGGAGCCCUGGCAUUUGAGGCUCUGGCCAUGUAGACCUGGUGCCCGCCCUGGCCCAGGCACAGAGGUGCUGGGUGGACUCAGGUGGUGGUGGGCUUGGGGGGGCUGCGGGGCUCCCGGGUAGGGAGGCUCAGAGCCUGGGGAGCGUGGGGCCCAAGGCCCUGGAGCCCUGGUUCUGGUGGGGAGACAGGGCAGAGGCAGAUGGUGCAGGGGGCAGUCACCGCGCUGCGUCCCCCAACAAGGCAAGGGCCAAGGAGGCCCCAAGGGCCUAACUGGACGCCCGCCCCCCAGACGGUCCCCCGACCCCUGGCACAGACUGGCCCCCACAUUCCAUGCACGCCUGUCGCUUUAAGCGCCUGGCUGUCCCUGCAAACUGCUCCUUCCACAUUCUCGGGGUGGUGGGGUGGCGGGAGGGUGGGGUGCCGGCACGCCCUCCCAGGAGGCCCAUAAGGCGCAGGGCAGGCGGCACCCGGGAGGGGAGCUGGCCGCCACCCGCUGGGCUCAUGGCCCUGCUGCUCCUGGCGCUGCUGGUGCUGCUGACGCUCUGGGGGCUGCUCCGCGCCCGCGCCCGCACCCCGGCCCCCCGCUGGCCCCCGGGGCCGCGCCCCCUGCCCCUCAUCGGGAACCUGCACUUGCUGCGGGCGGCACAGCAGGACCAGGCGCUGAUGCAGCUCGCUGAACAGUACGGGCCAGUGUUCACCGUGCACCUUGGGCACCAGAAGACGGUGGUGCUGACCAGCUACGAGGCGGUGAAGAAGGCCCUGGUGGGCGCCGGGCAGGAGCUGGCUGGCCGGCCCCCAAUUGCCAUCUUCCAGCUCAUCAAUGGGGGCGGAGGCGUCUUCUUCUCCUCAGGUCCACGCUGGCGGGCCGCCCGCCAGCUCACCGUGCGCGCCCUCCAUGGCCUGGGCGUGGGGAGGGCGCCCGUGGCUGACAAGGUCUUGCAGGAGCUGAGGUGCCUCAUGGCGCAGCUGGACAGCUACGGAGGCCAGCCCUUCCCGCUGGCCCUGCUCCGCUGGGCUCCCUCCAACAUCACCUUCGCGCUCCUCUUCGGCCAGAGGUUCGACUACCGGGAUCCUGUGUUCGUGUCCUUGCUGGGCCUCGUUGACGAGGUCAUGGUCCUCCUGGGGAAGCCAAGUGUGCAGCUCUUCAACCUCUACCCGCGGCUCGGGGCCCUCCUCCAGCUGCACCGGCCGGUUCUGCGCAAGAUCGAGGAGGUGCGGGCCAUCCUGAGGGCCCUCCUGGAGGCGCGGAGGCGCCGCACACUCCCGCGAGGGUCCGAGCGGAGCUACCUGGACGCCCUGAUCCAGCAGGGCCAGGGGAAAGACCCCGAGGGCCUGUUUACUGAGGCCAACGUGGUGGCCUGUGUCCUGGACAUGGUCAUGGCCGGAACGGAGACCACCGCCGCCACGCUGCAGUGGGCCGCCCUUCUGAUGGGCAAGCACCCGCGCGUGCAGAGCCUUGUGCAGCAGGAGCUGGACCGCGUGCUGGGGCCAGCGCAGCUCCCGCGGCCCGAGGACCUGCGCGCCCUACCUUACACCAACGCCGUGCUCCACGAAGUGCAGCGCUUCAUCACGCUGCUGCCCCACGCGCCGCGGUGCACGGUCGCUGACACCCAGCUGGGCCCCUACCUGCUCCCCAAGGGCACACCCGUGCUGGCCCUGCUGAACUCCGUGCUCCUGGACGAGACGCAGUGGGAGACGCCCCGCCAGUUCAACCCCGGCCACUUCCUGGACGCCGACGGGCGCUUCGUCAAGCGGCCGGCCUUCCUGCCUUUCUCCGCAGGCCGCCGUGUCUGCGUGGGGGAGAGCCUGGCCAGGUCGGAGCUGUUCCUGCUGUUUGCGGGCCUCCUGCAGAGGUACCGCCUGCUGCCCCCGCCGGGCCUCAGCGCCGCCGCCCUGGACACCACACCCGCCCCUGCCUUCACCGCGCGGCCGUCCGCCCAGGUGCUGUGCGCCGUGCCCAGGCUGCAGGGGCGCUGA